AUCCCCCAAUCAGGAAGACGAGACGAACUGGGCGGAACCUCCGUUCUGCGAACCCGACACUUGUCGGAAGUUGCGUCCUAUCCUAGCAGCCGUCUCGCUCAGUGGUGUGUCAGUAAACAGGUCUCGUACUGGCCUGUAUACUGAGACAUAGCUUAACGGUAGCGCACGAGAGCUAGAGGAAAAAUUAGCCGUGGAGGAUAUCGCGAAGCAGGAAAAACACAAUGCCACACAAUUUCCAGCCGGGGGACCUGGUGUUCGCCAAAAUGAAGGGGUAUCCCCACUGGCCAGCUCGGAUUGAGGAUGUAGCGGAAGGGGCAGUGAAACCUCCGCCCAAUAAGAUCCCCAUCUUCUUCUUUGGUACCCAUGAAACGGCAUUCCUCGCGCCGAAGGACCUGUUCGCGUACGAGAAGUACGGCGAACGCUACAGCAAGCCCAACAAGAGGAAGGGCUUCAACGAGGGACUGUGGGAAAUCCAGAACAAUCCGCACGCAUCGUACACGACACCCGCUCCAGCCAGCUCGUCUGACAGCGAGACGGGAGGGGCCAAUGAGGACGGAGCAGGAAGUGAUGCGGAGCCGGACGAGGAGGCCCCGCUGCCGCCGCCCAGGAAGUCGGAGACAGGAAGUGAUGCGGACUCUGAGUCGGGAACCGAGGAGCGCGGAGGCGGGGGGGUGAAGAGGAAAGCUCUGGCCGUGAAGCGCCCCCCGGUGAAGCGAGCACGCGGGGGGUCGUCCAGUGACCAGGACGGCUCGGAAGAGGAGAGCGGAUCCCCAUCGGAGCCCGAACCCUCCCCCAGCUCAGAGUCAGAUUUCGGGAAGAACAGCGACCAGGACUUCACUCCAGACAUGAAGGCGGGGUCCAAAGGGGGGAGGAAGGGGGCGGGCCGAGGGAGGAGGAAGAAGCCGGCGUCGGACUCUGACUCCGCCUCCCAGUCGGAGGACGAGGGCGGGAGGAGCGAACCCGACAUCAAGCCCCGCCCCGCUCUCUCCGGGUCCGAGUCCGGCUCGCGGUCCCCGUCCAAGUCCGACUCCGAGUCCGACCCGCCGCCGAAGAAGGCCCCGCAGGCGCGCAAGAAAGAAAAACUGCCCCCGAAGCCACGUGGACGAAAAACCAAGCCUGCCCCCGUCAGAAAACCCUCCUCUUCCUCCUCAUCCGACAGUGACAGCGACAGCGAGCCGGACCGCAUCAGCGAGUGGAAGCGGCGUGACGAGGAGCGCCGGCGGGAGCUGGAGGAGCGCAGGAGGCGGGAGGAGGCCGAGGAGCUGCGGCGGCUCCGGGAGCGCGAGAAGGAGGAGGACGAGGAGAGGAAGAGGGAGAAGGAGAAGGCGGCCGCCCGGGCGGGCGACAGCAGCUCGGACGAGGGGCCCGACGGCCAGCCGGUGAAGAAGAACAAGAAGCCCCCGUCCGGCCCCAUCCCCGCCCACUCCGACUCCGACUCCCCGCCGCGCGCCGAGGCGAAGAAAGGCGGGAAGCGUCCGGACAGCCAGAAGAGAGGGAGGUCAAAGAAAGAGAAGGAGGGAAGGGAGAAGAAGGAGAACGAGAGGAGGAGGAGGAAGGCUCAGCGCAUAGAGCAGCCACGCGGGAGGUCCUCCAGGUCUGAACCCAAACGCAGGCCAGAGCGCCCCCCAGAGAAGAAGAAAGAACCAACUCCGGCAGAGAGGCUACAGAAACUGCACACUGAUAUUAAAUUUGCACUGAAGGUCGACAGCCCGGAUAUAGACCGCUGCGUGCAGGCUCUGGAGGAGCUGGCCACGGUUCAGGUGACCAGCCACCUUCUGCAGAAGAACCCCGACGUCAUCGCCACGCUCAAGAAGAUCCGCCGCUACAAGGCCAGCGCCGCGGUGAUGGAAAAGGCCAGCGAGGUCUACAACAAGCUCAAGCUGCAGUUCCUCAAGAAGCCAGAGGGGGCACUAAAGUCCCCGACGGAAGAGAAGAGCCUGCCGGAGGUUGAGGCGAUCCAGAACGCGGACUUGACGCCCGUGAACGGGGAGACCCAGAAGCAGGAGGACAGCCAAUCGGCAAGCAGCCCCAAGUCACCUGACCAAGAAAUGAACAAGGAGGAAGAAGCCGAAGCCCUGGUCCCCAUCAGCUCGAAUCCCAGUAGCCCAGUCGAGCAUCUGACGCACAGUGAUGACAUCACGGAUUGCGCCGUUCCCACAGAGACUGAAAGGCCAAUCAUUGAGAGCUGAGGAGACCUUUUUUAAAUAAAAUAAAAAGGGGGGGGGUUUAUAUCUGUGGGCAGAGCGGUUAAUUUUGACUGAAUCUGGCAUUGUAUGGACUUUGUCCUUUUAUCGACUGCUUUUAUUUCCAUGACUUUUAUACUGCAAUUGAACCCCGCUCACUUACCCCAUCAACCUCCCCGUCCACCUUUCCUUGUGAAGUCCUAACGAUGUAAUGAAUUCAUAUUGUGUAUAAAUAGCGGAACGGAAUUGUGUUUUUAGCACCUUGGAACAGGAUUUGAGAGAAAGGAAAGAAAUUGACGGGAGGAGGGAACUGUAAUGUGAAUGUCUUGCGACUUUAUUUUUUAUUUUUUUUCUAAUUGUGCAGUUACAACACCCGACCUUAUUGUAAGGAGUGGCGCUGUUGUCAGUGUCAGUAAAAAUGUGUCUGUUGCCUUUAUUGAAUCAUCCUUACUUACCAAAGGGGUCUGCAGGAGGGGUGGUUAGAUAAUAUAAAGGAGAGAACAGAUUGGAUACAGAACUUGUUUUUUUUUAACAUUAUUAUUAUUGUUAUUAUUAUUAGUUUUUAAAGUCUGUCUGACAUGAUGUAACUAUAGCAACGAGGAUGACUUAAUUUUUUGUCUUAUCAAAGAACCUUCCAAUGUAUUUUUGUUUUCAGAUAAUUGCUGCAGAUAAAUAGUUUUUGUGCUCUUUCUGAAAACUGCAUACAGCACUACGCUGUACUUAACUUAGUCCUCUGGUCUUCCUUUAAUGUCCCGUUACCCAUACGCUCAUUGAUUUUGGAGAGGUACUUGCACUGUGUACGGACCCGUUAAACAUUUACGACUUGUUACGAUCAGAUAAAUGUAUGCGGCAUUAAGAUGCCAUUAUUGUGCUACUCGUAAGUCAGUUAGAAACCAAAAAUACUUACUUGGUUUAUAAAUGAGUGUUUAAUGUGCAAUGUUAAAGCACAAUGAAAAUUUCGAAACUAAGGACUAAGUUUAACAAUAAUAAAACUGUCGACACAAUGGUCCGUGAGACUGGACUGAAACUUUCUUUAGGUUGAUAAUGAAGUUAUUGAUUGUGAAAUAAGCAAGAAAAUUAGUAAGCCUUACCUGACAAAUCCCAGCACAGAGGCUGAAUGGUUUUUUAAGCUUAUAGCCGCUUCACAGAUUCUGUUGCACAGUUUCUGCUAAGCAGGACUUACUAAUACUAAUGUGUACUGUAUUAAUGUGUAUGACCUGUCAUUUUAUAAAUGCUUAUUUUCUGAUGUUCUGUUCAAUAACGGGCACACACUAGCCCGAUUUUGACCGAAUCCCAAAACUCAGCAUGACCCACAUCAAGUUUGAAUUGCGUUUAUUAGCGAUUUAAUUGUUUUUUUCUUUUUAUCCGUUUAUUUAUUAAAAAAAAAAAAACAACGUAUUGUAUUGUAUGCCUCGUGCCAGCCUGCCUGCCACGGCCCCUCAAUGUACGAACGAAUGAAUAAUCCAAGUGACCAACUUGGCUGUGUAGCCGUGAAAUUAAAAGUUAAUGACGUGGCCACAGCUCCGAAAAUCCAAAUGUUAUCAAGCCUCUACAAUGGCCUGGGCCUUCAAGCCUUCAAACAGAUAGAACCUGCUCAUAUUUAUCCUUAACUACAAUUAAUUGGUACUGGAUUAUUAGGGUCAUUUUAUUUUGUGUAUAUAUUUUUUUUGUCUUUUUUUUUUUCGUGUGUGUGUGUAUGUGUGUGUAUUUUACCACUUGAAUGUUUUGUUUAUGUUUUGGCUGCUCAUGGAAGAGCUUUUCCCCCAAGAAAUACAACUUAAAUUGAAAA
Conger conger (European conger) is the source of this 3972-nucleotide messenger RNA. It is a transcript of the gene hdgfl2, whose product is annotated as HDGF like 2. The record is from RefSeq and is a predicted model, not a curated record. The transcript has 16 exons. Gene Ontology annotation, cellular component: nucleus. The coding region runs from base 222 to 2189 and encodes 655 amino acids. NCBI's taxonomy places the organism in Eukaryota, Metazoa, Chordata, Actinopteri, Anguilliformes, Congridae. Gene Ontology annotation, molecular function: double-stranded DNA binding; transcription coregulator activity. Gene Ontology annotation, biological process: regulation of transcription by RNA polymerase II.